Messenger RNA from Gymnogyps californianus (California condor), 1452 nucleotides. It is a transcript of the gene PRKX, whose product is annotated as protein kinase cAMP-dependent X-linked catalytic subunit. Gene Ontology annotation, biological process: protein phosphorylation. The record is from RefSeq and is a predicted model, not a curated record. The transcript is spliced from 9 exons. Lineage: Eukaryota; Metazoa; Chordata; Aves; Accipitriformes; Cathartidae. Bases 185 to 1285 code for a protein of 366 amino acids. Gene Ontology annotation, molecular function: ATP binding; protein serine/threonine kinase activity.
GAAGGGCUCCGCGCCCCCUCAGAGGCGGCAGCGGGAACGGGCUCCAGCCCCGGGGAGCAGCCACCCUGCCUGCUGAAGACUGAAACUUUGCGUCCCCGCCGCUCCCUCUCCUCCCCCUUCCCCUCGCCGGCCCGGCUCGCCCUUCUCCAUGCGCUGAGCGGCCGCGGGGCGCCCGCUCGGCCCCAUGGACGCCUUCAGCGCCGCCAAGGCCAAAAUGGGGGCGAAGAGCGGCGGCGAGGCGGCGGCGGCAGCGGCGGGGCUGGCCGCGCCUCAGCCCGCCGCGCCGGCCCCCAGCCCCGCCGGUCCCGGCUCGCCCGCCGCGCCCGAGCCCGCCGCCUACAAGCUGGAGGACCUGGAGACCCUAGCCACCGUGGGCACGGGUACCUUUGGGCGUGUUCAUCUGGUGAAGGAAAAAAUGGCCAAACGUUACUUUGCACUGAAAGUAAUGAGCAUUCCUGAUGUCAUUCGACUGAAGCAAGAGCAACAUGUGCACAAUGAAAAGUCAGUCUUGAAAGAAGUCAACCACCCCUUUUUGAUCAGAUUAUUUUGGACCAACCAUGAUGAACGUUUUUUAUAUAUGUUAAUGGAAUAUGUGCCAGGAGGAGAACUUUUUAGUUACCUGCGCAACAUGGGGCGUUUCAACAACAGCACAGGACUGUUUUACUCUACAGAAAUUAUUUGUGCAAUAGAAUACCUGCACUCCAAAGAAAUAGUUUACAGAGACUUAAAACCUGAAAAUAUCUUACUAGACAAAGAAGGACAUAUCAAGCUUACUGAUUUUGGAUUUGCUAAAAAACUGGUGGAUAGGACAUGGACGCUCUGUGGUACUCCCGAGUACCUCGCACCGGAAGUUAUACAAAGCAAAGGCCAUGGAAGAGCUGUGGAUUGGUGGGCCCUAGGAAUUCUUAUAUUUGAGAUGUUGUCAGGGUUUCCUCCAUUUUUUGAUGACAAUCCAUUUGGUAUAUAUCAGAAGAUUCUUGCUGGCAAAAUUGAUUUCCCGAGGCAUUUGGAUUUAUAUGUAAAAGACCUUAUUAAGAAGCUGCUUGUGGUUGACAGGACAAGACGAUUAGGCAAUAUGAAGAAUGGAGCAGAUGAUGUGAAGAGACAUCGAUGGUUCAGGUCUAUAGAUUGGGACGCUGUACCUCAAAGGAGACUAAAGCCUCCCAUAGUACCGAAAGUAUCCAAUGAUGGGGAUACUUCCAAUUUUGAAGCUUAUCCUGAAGAUGACUGGAACAAGACGCCUCCAGUACCCCCUAAAGAUCUAGAAAUUUUCAAGAACUUCUGAAUGCGACAUCUUCAGUGGACAAGAAACUGGAAGGAAAUUGAAGUGCUAAGAGCAAGUCUGAAGAAAAAUGGAGUUCAUACGUAAAUGAAGACUUUUUUUGUGGAUAAGAAUGAUACUGCAUUCAGAUAUGCAUAUUAGUAUAUAGUAAAUAUCUAAAGAGUUGGAGG